Molecule: messenger RNA, 1602 nt
Organism: Auanema sp. JU1783
Lineage: Eukaryota; Metazoa; Nematoda; Chromadorea; Rhabditida; Rhabditidae
Source: the annotation of a GenBank genome assembly
AUGGUGCCUGAAAUCGUUCAGCGGGUUUUGAACCCCAUUAUAAUCAUCACUACAAGAUCAUACUUCUUCUUCGUUUGUUUAAUCUUCAACUUGUACAACUGGUUCAAGCCUCGCGAGAGUGUCGCUAAACCCACUGAUGAUCUCUUACUUAUAAGCGCUACUCAAGCCGUUGGCAUGAUCGCUGAACGAAAAAUACAAUCUGCUGAUUUGGUCGAAGCAUACAUUCGCCGAAUCGAACAAGUUAAUCCAAUGAUCAAUGCUGUUUGCCUCAGCAACUUCGAAGAAGCACGAGAUGCCGCAAGAGACUUGGAUACAAGAAUAGCAGAUAUGGAUGAUGAUGAAUUACAUGAAUACGUUCAAAAUCAUCCUUUGGCUGGUGUGCCCUUCACCAUGAAAGAUGCCAUGGAAGUCGAUGGUAAAAUUAUUACCUGUGGUGUUUAUAACAGAAAAAACACUCGUUGUAAUCGUACUGCUGAAGUCGUCAAGAGAGUCCAAAAUGCCGGUGGAAUCUUAUUGGCUAUUACCAAUGUGCCUGAAGUUUGCAUGUGGGUUGAAUCCAAUAACACUGUGUAUGGACGUACUUCUAACCCAUACGACACUCGGAGAAUGGCAGGAGGUUCAAGUGGUGGUGAAGGAUCUUUGAUCGGAUCUGCUGGAAGUUUGAUCGGUGUUGGAAGUGAUAUCGGUGGUAGUAUUCGAAUGCCCUCGUUCUUCAACGGAAUUUUCGGUUUCAAAUCUACUCCAGGCGUUGUACCCUUGGAUGGCCAUAUUCCACCUCCAAGUGGCUACAGAACGAAAAUGCUCCGAGUUGGCCCCAUGUGUCGUUAUGCCGAAGACAUUUCUCUCUUUUUCAAAGUCAUGGGUGGUGAUGCCGUUCUUCCACUCAAACUUGAUGAGCCUGUUUCCAUGAGAAAGAUCAAAGUUUAUUACAUGGAGGGAAUCCAAGAGAACGCUUUCGUACAACCACUGAGUCGUGACAUGAAGAAAACUCUCAGAAAGGCCGUUCAAUAUUUGGAAACCAAGCAUGAUCUCAUCGCUCACCGGCUCUCGCUACCUCUAGCCAGACAUGCUAUCGAAUUCUUCUUGACCAGUAUGGAGAACAAGGGAGGUCCUACCAUGAAGCAAUACAUGUUGAGCACAGAGGCGGAUCAAGGAUCUGUAAACUGUCUUAUGGAGAUACCUAAGCUUCUUUUCGGAAAAUCCACUCACACCGUAGCCGGAAUUAUGUCUGGUAUACUUGAUGGAGCUGAUACAAUGAGUGAAGAAAUGAAGAAAGAGUUCUUCUACAAGCGCGAUCGUCUCAUUCGUGAACUCACUGAACUGCUUGGAAACGACGGUAUCUUACUGUUCCCCAGUUGGCCUUGUACUGCUCUGUUCCAUAAUCAACCUUUGCUCUCUCCCUUCAACUUUGCUUACACCGCUCUGUUCAAUUCGCUUGCUCUGCCUGUUGUCCAAUGUCCAAUGGGACUUGACAAGAAUGGACUUCCACUUGGAGUUCAAGUGGUAGCAGCACCACAAAUGGACCGCUUACUGAUAGCUGCUGCCAAAGAUUUGGAAGAAGGCUUUGGUGGCUGGGUACCUCCUGGAACUCGCCAUUUCUAA